CUCGAAGUCAAACAUCCUCUCCAUGUCCCUCCAUACCCUCCCAGAAGAAGUCCUCCAAGGUGUUAUUGGCAACCUCUCCUCUCAUCAGGAUGUUGCCUCACUUUCCCUGCAAUGUCGCCGCAUACAUCGCCUGUGUGAGAUGUCCACUCGGCGCAAAUACCGCCGGGUAAGGCUGCGAGACACCUUUGAUUUCGCAAAGGCAUUUGGAAUGUUACUCUCAAUCUUAAAGAAACCACGACUGGGUUUGUAUGUCCGUAAUAUUCAGCUGGAGCGAUCGCCAGCAGUAGGGUACGGAUUCGUGGAAUCCUACAAACCACGCCCUGCAGAAAGGGCACUGGCGUUAGAUGACCUAUACAGGCUCAAAAAAGCUAUUGAACGAUUGGGUUUUGAGUUGGUGGAAAAGCAGGAGAAGAUUUUAAAUAUGCUCCAGGCUCCCGCUAUCAUGUAUGACGACGACCCCCGAUCCCCGUUUCUGGCCCAAGCACUGGCAGCCGUCUUAGUCUCGGUCUCGCCUAUGCUUGAGUCACUUAGCUUCUGCCCCGUUGGAUAUGAGGCACCCAAGCUCUUGAGAUUGGAAGCAGAAGCGGACGGUGAACCGCUUCCCAUAUCCGAUUAUGUAUUCAAGCAUUUCCUGGAACUGGCCAGCAUCCGUGGGAAGAACAUGCCGUUCUUACAGAACCUCCGAGCUGUUAGGUUCCUAGUCGAUCCGAAUACCCGCGUGUAUCAUUCGUCAUAUUAUCAACCCUAUGACCUAUUCACAAGUCUUAAUCUAGUGCGACGUCUGCCGGCAGUGGAAUCUAUCCGCAUGGAUGCUAUUGCGGACGCGGAUCUCCCUAGUGUUGAGCCUCCACCACGGUUAGGAAAUUAUACCUGUGUCACGAUACAGCACUCCAGCCUUAGUUACCCAUACCUGGUAUAUACAAUCGAAUCAGCCAAGCGCUUGGAGAAGUUCACAUAUGGGAUUGGCGGCCGCUCCUCAUGGAACGGUAUGCUGACGCACUUCCAUCCAGAGCGCGUCUUUCGGGCGCUUUUUGCUCAUCAAGCCUCUCUGCGCCAGCUGGAUCUCGAUGUAGAGGAGGAAACUCGUCUACUGGACCUUGAUAGUCUGAGGUAUCUUAAGUAUAACCCAGAAGAAGAAGAGCACGAGUCGCCCCGGGACGAUCCAGUUUACCUACAUGAGUGGGCUGAUGAACUUGAGAAGCUUCCUGCGGUGGACGAAUCGACUGCAGAUUUUUGCUGUCUUCGAAAUUUGUUGCAACUGGAGGACCUCAGUCUAGGAGUUCAUAUUCUUUAUCUUUAUGCGCGUGGAUACGGCGGUGACCAGCUCGAUAAUGGAUCGUUUUCCCUUGUCGAUCGCCUGCCGCCCAACCUCGUGUCACUUCGCAUAUACGGCUAUAAGAAGGGAAUGAAGCCGCGGCUGAAAGGUGUUUCGCAGAACUCGCUUGAGGAACAGCUUGCCAAGCUGAUGGCGGAGAAAGAUGAAAAACUCCCCCGACUUGGCGUUGUUGAGGGUAUCGAAGAGCCGAUCCCGAAUGGCGAGACGAUAGAGGGGCCCAUGAAUAAAGAUAGGCUUUGGAAGGGGGAUGCAGACGAUGAUUGGACGGUGUACGAGUAUGCAUAAGAGGCAUAAGGCUACCAACAAAUAUGAGAUUCAAGCUCGUGCUGAGUCCGUGACGCGUGAUCUGGCUCCUCUAAUUUGAUAUCUAUGCGAUCUACUGCGGAGCUUGCCGGCAAGCAAAUGCAGGAAGUCAAGACCAAAGCAGUGGGAAACUACCUACGGCUUUCCGUACUCCAUUCUUGAUGAGCUGAGGGAGGCUGCUCAGAUUGUGACCGAUUCUACCCCUACAGCAACACCGCGGUGAGAACAAGAGAGUAGCUCAGAAGAUCCAGGGCAGAUGUGCCUUGAAAACAAGCGAUGC
Aspergillus novofumigatus IBT 16806 is the source of this 1919-nucleotide messenger RNA. RefSeq lists its product as uncharacterized. NCBI's taxonomy places the organism in Eukaryota, Fungi, Ascomycota, Eurotiomycetes, Eurotiales, Aspergillaceae. The transcript has 2 exons. The record is from RefSeq and is a predicted model, not a curated record. Gene Ontology annotation, molecular function: protein binding. The coding region runs from base 23 to 1621 and encodes 532 amino acids.